This is a messenger RNA of Solanum dulcamara, 1023 nucleotides long. RefSeq names its product protein BOBBER 1-like. The record is from RefSeq and is a predicted model, not a curated record. NCBI's taxonomy places the organism in Eukaryota, Viridiplantae, Streptophyta, Magnoliopsida, Solanales, Solanaceae. Gene Ontology annotation, biological process: protein folding. Gene Ontology annotation, cellular component: cytoplasm. The coding region runs from base 140 to 796 and encodes 218 amino acids. The transcript is spliced from 6 exons.
GUCCCUUGGCUACAAGGGAAAACGUCAACUAACUUUUAAUAUAACUACUUCCUUCAGACCAAAUAAAAAUAAAAUUCUACAUAAUUCAAAAAUCCACCCCCAAAACCCUGAAACUCUCAACUGAUUCUUGAAUUCAUCAAUGGCGAUCAUUUCCGACUACAAUGAGCAAGAUAACAAACCACUCUCAUCGUCACCUGUAUCAGCAAAGCCUUUUAACGAGACGAAGGUAGAGGAGGUCAGGAACGCUAGUGAGGCCAUGGAAGAGGACAAGAAGGGGCCUCUAGCUCCCAACAUAGGCAAUGGCCUUGAUCUGGACAACUACUCUUGGGGUCAAUCCAUGCAGGAGGUUAAUGUUAACAUUUCUGUACCACUGGGAACAAAAUCACGGUUUAUUGUUUGCGAUAUAAAAAAGAGCCAUCUUACAGUCGGACUAAAGGGUCAGCCUCCGAUAAUUGAUGGAGAACUCUAUCGACCUGUCAAAGUUGAGGAUUGUUUCUGGAGCUUAGAGGAUCAGAAAUCCAUCUCUGUACUCCUUACCAAGAAAGACCAGAUCGACUGGUGGAAAUGUGUGGUGAAAGGUGAACCUGAACUUGAUACCGAGAAAGUUGAACCUGAAACUAGCAGGCUAUCAGAAUUGGACCCAGAGACUCGAUCUAAUGUGGAAAAGAUUAUGUUUGAUCAGCGACAGAAAGCAAUGGGUCGUCCAACAAUUGAUGAUAUGCAAAAGGAGGAGAUGCUAAAGACAUUUAUGGCUCAGUAUCCAGGGAUGGACUUCUCUAGGGCGAAGACAUCCUGAUUCACGGGGUUUUUUGAUAAGCGAACAGAUUUCUGAAUGGAGAAAAAAGCUAGACCAUAUUUUGGCAUCUCUUCUUUACUUUGGCUGGGAUUCAAGAUGUUUUUGUGCAUAUGGGAAACUUAUAUUCUAUAGUGACUUUGUGUAGACUAAGGAAGAUACUUAUGUACUGCUAUUGGAGUGAUUGAUCUAAACAGCUAGUAAUUUGAACAUGUUCAUAUUCUAAUCCA